Molecule: messenger RNA, 1533 nt
Organism: Phycomyces blakesleeanus NRRL 1555(-)
Lineage: Eukaryota; Fungi; Mucoromycota; Mucoromycetes; Mucorales; Phycomycetaceae
Exons: 4
Coding region: 1-1533 (510 amino acids)
Biological process (GO): signal transduction
Source: RefSeq, a predicted model, not a curated record
AUGUACUACUCCUUUGAUUUCGCAGCCCAGGUAGUCCAUCUUUGUAUGGAUGAAAUAAGGCAUCGAGGGUUGGAAGAACGCAAAUUGUUAAGAAAGUCAGUUCCAAAUAGUGUCUUGUUUAUCAAAGUAUUCAAACGCCAUCGAUGUUCGGCCAUUGAUCUGACCUGUGUUGAUAUUCACUCGGUUGCUACCCUGAUGCAAGAUAUCCUGGUGUGCUGUCAAGAGAGAAUAAUAUCCAAAAAGGCAUGGCGAAUCAUAAACUAUGAAACCUGUACGCUGUCUGGCCUGUCACGACUGUUGACUGAGCAGGGAGAACAACUGCUGAUCGAUCUAUUGGACUUUUUGGUGGAGCUUAUGCACUACAAGGAAAAGAACGGAAUGGACGCCUACAGACUCGGCGAGGCGAUGGGCAAGGUGACACUGGGGCCUUCUGAAUGCAAUCCUGUGAUGGCUGAGAAGGCAGGUCAUUUUCUGACCCGGAUGAUUAUUGAGCACUCCAAGCUGCUCACGAUGCGUGGCCACAAGAGACUGCGCCGGAUUGAUUCUGGAUUUGAGAGAGGGCAUGAGCUGAGUGAUGGUUACCACAAGAAAACCAAAACCAAAACCAAAACCAGAGACAAAGACAAAGACAAGACCAACAGCCACGGCAGCUAUGGCCCGAGUUCUAACAGCACGUACAACUAUUACUGUGAUCGGAUAAAGCCAAUGACAAAGAGAGAGGCCGGCCGAGCAAAGGCCAAGUACUACGACCGGUUGAUUCGCAAGACCAAAAGUACGACGGCCGACUGGGUGCUUAAUCUGAGUGGGGUGCAGGCGAUGCUUGACGACACCUAUGCUGACUGUGGCCCGGACCCGCCUGAGAAGCCCUGGCUGUCGAUCUUCUCGACAACCGAGGAGCUGAUGGUCAACCGGGACUCUGCAUCGCAGCCGCUGCUGUUCCGUAUCCUGAUGGAGGCCAACAAGCCAGUUGUACCCGUGCCGGCCAAUCCGUUUGGCCAAUCGUAUCUGUUUUCGGCCAGCCAGGCCUACCAGGUCGAGAGUUGCCUAGGAGAGGCGUUUAAAGAGUUCGCGGCCCUGUGUUACAGCCACCCUAUGUCGCGGCAAUGGGUAGAAAAGACAACAAGCCCACUUGCCAAACUCAACCACUCGAUUUCAAACCUAAAAUUGAAUAUCCGAAAGAUCCGUUCACGUCACGACAUUGGUGAGGAGGAUAUUGGUGGUGUAGAUAGAUUUGUGGGAGUCGGGGGAACAGGAACAGGAGGAAUUUUGGGACCAGGAGGAUUUGUAGGAGUACCAUCUAUUGGAACAGCAGGAACAGCAGGAUCAAGAUCAGGAUCAGGAUCAGGAGGAGGAGGAGGGGAUGACAGUCUUUCAAGGGAUGACGCAACCUACAUUGGACACGGAGAAUCCGAUGGAAGAUCAUCCACUGGAGAUCAUCAAAAGAAGCCAAAGAACAUGAAGAGGAUGAUGCGGAGAGUAAUUAAGAUGGGUGGCAACAUGGUUCUUAAAAGAGACGAAGAUAAAAGUCUUUAA